AUGCCAUCAAAACGGAAAGAUCGUAGGUUUGACAAGCAUCGGUCUAACAAAGCUAAGUCGGAUAAGUCAAAGCCUAGCCAGGCAACCGAAUGGUCAGAGUGGAUAUGGGGUGGCACCCAAUGGCACCAGUACCGCAACAAUGAGUAUGGCGAACUUGAAUACAACACACACCCAGGCACAGCAGUCAAUGACUAUCCCCAAGAAAAUCGAUAUAACAAAAACGAAGAACCGAGAUUCGGUGCUCCACCCAACGGGUCACAGUGUGGUUGUGGUAGUGGCUGUUCAUCUAAUAGUGGCUGCGUUAGAUCCACAAAGUUCGGGGAUCUAGAACAGGAGAAGCGCCAGCCGGAUGGAGGGCAAGAUACCGCAAUCCCCAUUCCACCUCCAAUCUCCUCCUACCAGUGGCCUCAGCAGAACCAGAAUUCAGUUCCGACUUAUCCGUCUACUAGAUCCUCAUAUCAGACGAGCUAUACCGGAGAUGCUCAUGGUCGGCAACAAGAGCACAGCGUCACGAGCUCUGCUCAAUAUGCCCCAACACCUUACUCAUCCUCUGCAGCCCAAGGAAUUCCUUGGAAUGACGCUAUGAACAACACAUCCAAUAGCGGCUAUACAAACCAGGCACUAUACUCUACAUAUUCUGGAAUUAUUCAACCUUUCCAGCAACUAGCCGUGCAACAGGACGGGCCUUAUGGCGCUGACACAUGCAACGAUGACUUUCAAGGUCACUCAUCUAUAGCUACCCGACAUUCACCAUUGGAUAGUAGCCACGGGACAGUCUUCGGGCGGAUCUGUAAAGAAAUGGGCCUAUUAAAAGAAGACUACUGGGAAUAUCCAGAUAGGUACGAGAAGCCGGCAUCAUAUUGGAACGGUGAGAGAUUGCAAAACAAUUGCGUCUUUGUCUCUGUUGGAUAUCUUCUUGGUAUGCCAUCAGAAGAACUGUCAUCUUAUCUGCAGGCAAAGCCGCUGCCUACGGAACUUCAGGGGAUCAAUCUGGGAGAAAUCGAGCGCAUACUUUACAGAAUUCCUGGCCUAAACAUUGUUGCCUUCCCCGUCCAACUCGAGGGUUCUCGGAGACGGCAGAGUCAACAUCCAGAACCUCAACAACGCUUUGCCUUGAGAAAGUUGCCAGAAUGCCUCAAAGACAAGGAUCAGCCAUUCGCAAUUGGUUAUGAAAGAGGCAGCGGGCGUGGGCAUUGUGUUGUAGCACAAAAUCUUCGUGGGCGAGGUGGGACUAGAGUGGAGGACUACCAGUUUACUUGUUUCCAGCAUGAAACAAACGGGAGGAAUAUGUCAGAAGACGUAAGGAAUAGUUUCAUCAGUUUUGCCAUUUUCAUAGAUCCUGGGUCUAGGAACCGUGCUCUGAGCUGCUUCUACGAAAGCACACUCCAGAGUAAUGGAAGUCGAGGCGCUGCAUCUGCAAAUCACGUAACGCUUUAUGAUGAUGGGAGAAGCCCUACCACGGUCAGCUAUUAG
Molecule: messenger RNA, 1473 nt
Organism: Venustampulla echinocandica
Lineage: Eukaryota; Fungi; Ascomycota; Leotiomycetes; Helotiales; Pleuroascaceae
Exons: 2
Coding region: 1-1473 (490 amino acids)
Source: RefSeq, a predicted model, not a curated record